Molecule: messenger RNA, 663 nt
Organism: Akanthomyces muscarius
Lineage: Eukaryota; Fungi; Ascomycota; Sordariomycetes; Hypocreales; Cordycipitaceae
Exons: 3
Coding region: 1-663 (220 amino acids)
Biological process (GO): proteasome-mediated ubiquitin-dependent protein catabolic process; protein polyubiquitination
Molecular function (GO): ubiquitin conjugating enzyme activity
Source: RefSeq, a predicted model, not a curated record
AUGGCUCAAAAGCGCCUCAUGCAGGAGCUGAUCCUGCUUCAGAAGGAGAAGUGGCUCACGAUUGAGAUGGAUGAGCAAGUACUGUUCAAGUGGCGCAUCGGUCUCUGGGUUGUCAACCCUGACAGCGUCUUCUACGGUGCAUACCUCAAAAGCGAAAUGCGAUUUCCUCACGACUACCCGUACGGGCCACCCACCUUCCGAUUCCUUACCAAGGGCAUCACACACCCCAAUGUGUACCCGGAUGGCAACCUCUGCAUCUCUAUCCUGCACAAGCCAGGCGAUGACGAGCAGUCGGGCGAAAUGGCCAACGAGCGAUGGAAUGUUCUACAUGGUGUCGAGUCUGUCCUGCGCUCCGUUCUGCUCCUCAUGGACGACCCUGAAAUCAACUCGCCCGCCAACGUCGAUGCUAGCGUCCUCUAUCGUGACGAGCGGCCAAGGUACGACGCCCUUGCCAAAGACGUCGUCACUAGAUCGCUGAAGGAGGUCCCCGAGGGCGUCAAGAUGCCGACUACAGCCGAGCUUGCCCCGGUGCCACAAAAGGUCGUCGAGGAAGACGAUGACUUCUGGAACCCCUCAGAGGAGGAGGACGAUUUUGGUGGUAGUGAUAGCGACAUGGACGACUUUGAGGAAGAGGAAGACGACGAGGACGACGACAAGGAAUAA